Aspergillus welwitschiae is the source of this 1670-nucleotide messenger RNA. RefSeq names its product Ulp1 protease family protein. The record is from RefSeq and is a predicted model, not a curated record. Gene Ontology annotation, molecular function: deNEDDylase activity; cysteine-type peptidase activity. The coding region runs from base 432 to 1208 and encodes 258 amino acids. The transcript has 7 exons. Gene Ontology annotation, biological process: proteolysis. NCBI's taxonomy places the organism in Eukaryota, Fungi, Ascomycota, Eurotiomycetes, Eurotiales, Aspergillaceae.
CCAUCGUCUCCAUUUCCCCCCGGUUCGUCAAUUGCUGGAGCUUGCAUCAUCAUCUCCCUUACUUUCCUUCUUUCCCUUCGUAGUUGGCCCCCGACGUCCUGCCGUAUGUGAUCCGAGCACCGCAGCCGGGGAUCGUUUCGACCAGCCGAUUCCCACCUGUCUCUAUUGAUCCUCCGCCCACGGAGACCCACGGACCAGGCAGACGAAUACCAACAUCCCCUGCCUAGGCGUUCGUCUACCGAUUUGUCUUGCAGGCCUAUCGCGAACACUCAAGGUUACCGAUAUAUUGCCUUUCUUCAGCCCUUUCACCCCUCCGUUGGUUGUGAGCGGAACCUUACUCCUCGACACUUCGGUGACCUCGGUGGACGAAGUGGACGAACAGUUAGAUCGAAGGCGAGGGCGACCAGUAUAGUCUCCUUGGAAUAAACACGAUGCGUGACGGUGGGCUUGGGAAGUUACAAAGGAGGAUGAGACGAUUUGGCGAUACAUUGAACCCGGAUGAUGCGUAUCUAAGUUACCAUGAUGUUCGAUUAACACGAGGGGACAUGCAGUCGCUGAAGAAUGACUGGCUGACCGACAAUGUCAUCUCCUUCUGGGAGGAAUACCUUGAACACGAAUUCCUUGCGCAAUACAGGUCCUCCAAUAUCGUCCUCCUUCGACCGAGCAUGUCGUUCAUGAUCUUGCAGACGCCAAACCCGCAUUCUCUGCGUGAAGCCCUCCCCGAUUUUUCUCGAACCACGCAUGUCUUCCUCCCGAUCAACGAUUGUCGCAAUGUCACGGAAGCAGAGGGAGGCACACACUGGUCAUUACUGUUGAUUUCAAUUGUGGACGGGAUAGCGUUCCACUAUGAUUCGCUGCCCCCGGGGAAUUUCUGGGAGGCGCGGACGGUGACUAUGAAAUUCGCGGCACUACUAGGACGACCCAUCAACUAUGUUCAUCUGGAGGAUUCGCCAGUACAGGAGAACGGAAGUGACUGUGGCGUUUUUGUUUGUUUGAGCAUGCGCCAUUUGUUACUGAAGAGAUUGCUCACUGCCAACGCCAAUGAGAAAGUUAGCAUGAGUCUUGGUGGGCGGAAGGUUGAUGCUCGGUCGGGACGCAAGGAAAUGGCCAAGAUCAUUGAAGGCUUCCGAAAGGAGGGCGAGAGACGGAGAUCAGCGAGUCUAAGCCCCCUGGGCAAGAAGUCAACGAGUCCUCCACGGAUCGAAUGAUAUCACAAUCAAUCAGGACAACUCAGGCUCGGCGUCGGAAAGUUUUGUACAUUGGGAGUUGUUGAUACCAGGUCUCGGAUACUGCAUACAUAUGCCAGAGGGGUUGAUAUGACUGUGUUGGGGACUCGGGCGUAGUAGCGCCAUUGGAAGCCCUUCUGGCUAUGCAUCUUUCUUCUAUUGUCUCUGCUAUGCUUGCACUAUGUUUUUAUUGUUGUUCUUCCAGUUUUUGAAUUCGGACAGCAUAUCUUCCUAUCGAUUGUCGCAUUGUUAUGACAUGGAAACGGGUAAUGAGAGACGUGCAUUUUGACUAUGUCGCUGCCUUUGCAUUCUAGCUUAAGCCCUGUUUUGAUCCUUUCCCGACUCACGACGUGUUUGUGUUUGGAUGGAUUAGUUACGUUGCCUGUGCCACUGGUGUAAUUAAUAAUAUGUCUUGUGUAGUUGGAUACAUGUCUUGAAUACGAU